CUGUGUAAACUCGGGGAAACUGAUUUUUUCCAAAAGUGGCUGGUGCUGAUUUGGUGCUCGGGCUAACGUUACGUUACAAGUGUGGCCUAGAUAGUUUUUCCAGUUUAGUCGAUUUUUUGGGUAGAUUUAGCUCACUUAACGCUUAACGUUAUCUGCUGUGACAGCGGGGGGAAGACUCACCUCUCUCGACGUGGACGUGGUCAGUUGGCGUGUCCCGACUUGGAGUGACGGCUGUGCGGUCCUAUGAUUCCUCCUUUUAAAACAAAAACUAUAUCGCUGUAACUUUAGUAUAUAUAUUGUGACCUGUUUACACACAUUCGUCGGAGGCUGAAGACGACCGGGGUUUCAAGAUGUCUGUAGCGGGCUUGAAGAAACAGUUUUAUAAAGCCAGUCAGAUGGUAAGCGAGAAAGUUGGAGGUGCCGAAGGAACUAAACUAGAUGAUGACUUCAGAGACUUGGAACGGAAAGUAGAUGUGACCAGUAAAGCAGUAGUGGAGGUAAUCUCCAAAACAUCAGAGUACCUCCAGCCCAACCCAGCGUCACGGGCCAAACUGUCCAUGUUGAACACCAUGUCUAAGAUCCGUGGUCAGGUGAAGAAUCCAGGCUACCCUCAGGCUGAGGGGUUGCUAGGGGAAUGUAUGGGCAAGUAUGGACGGGAACUCGGAGAAGACACUAAUUUCGGCGGAGCACUAGUAGAUGUUGGCGAGGCCAUGAGGAGAUUGGCAGAAGUCAAAGACUCUCUAGAUAUCGAUGUCAAGCAGAACUUCAUUGAUCCACUGCAAGGGCUCUGUGACAAGGACCUCAGAGAGAUACAGCACCACCUGAAGAAGCUUGAAGGCCGUCGCCUGGACUACGAUUACAAGAAAAAGCGUCAGGGUAAGAUCCCAGAUGAGGAGGUCCGACAGGCCCUGGAGAAGUUUCACGAGUCAAAGGAAGUGGCAGAGACGAGCAUGUACAACCUGCUGGAGACUGAUAUUGAGCAGGUGAGCCAGCUCUCAUCUCUGGUGGAGUCCCAGCUGCAGUACCACAAACAGGCGGUGCAGGUGCUGGAGGAGCUUUCUGACAAACUCAGAGACAGGAUGAACGAUGCUCAGAGUCGACCAAGACGUGAAUACACACCUAAACCCAAACCUAUCUUUGAUUUCUCGGACGACAACCAUUCAAAUGGCGGCUACUCAACCUCAAUGGCCAUGCCACCUUCACGCAAUUCAGCCCCGGAGCAGCCGAGCUGUAAGGCGCUGUACGACUUUGAGCCUGAGAACGAGGGGGAGCUGGGCUUCCGCGAGGGCGAUGUCAUCACCCUGACCAAUCAGAUCGACGAGAACUGGUACGAGGGAAUGCUGAACGGCCAGUCGGGAUUCUUCCCUCUCAACUAUGUUGAGGUCCUUGUUCCGUUGCCACACUAAUAUAAAGAUAGCGAGAGAGCCGAGGAGGAGCAGGAGCAGGAGGAGGAGAGGGCAAGUAGAAUUAGUAGAAAAGGAGGGAAGUGAAGCCAAGGGAUGGUCGCGCAGAAUAUUCAUGUUCACCUUCAGCUCCAGCUUCACCAUCACAGAUGAGCACUUUUUUGUCAUCUGGAGUUCUGGAGAAGAUGGUCACAUUUCAAAGUCCAGACCAGAAUAUCAACCUGUUCCACCCAAAGGUAAAAGGAGCCAAGACGGACACAAAAUGUCAUUACUCGGUAUCUGGAAAACAUUUUCUUGAGAACUAACUAAUGACAAAUUUAUGAGCAAUAUUUUUUUCUUUAACCACAAAUUACUGAUAUAGUAAAGACAAUUCGUAUUAAAUCUGGUGAUUAUGAUGACCGGGUGCGACGCAUUCAUAUCAUUCUUUUUUGUGUGACUUGCAGUCUAUUUUAAAACUCAGGUUGGUUACCAACUAAACAGUCAGUUUUCAGACUGAAGAGGCCAACUCAAACCUCACAGUAAGUGUCAUGUGUAAAUGACUGAAUAUUAUUCUCUUUUCAAAACCGAAAUCCUCCUUUGUGUCAGCUUCAAGGGCCGGCGCUCGUCUCUUUGUGCCACCUGCUGGCGAGACUGAGAAAUGGUUUUACCUAAAAAUAAAAUAAAAUACACGUCUAGAAAAUGUAGUUUUCACUAGUUGUAUCUAAAAAAAAAAAAGAAAAUAUAGUGUGUUUUUAAUGAGAAUCAUGAGCCGAUUUGUCUCAGAUCUGUGAUUUAGACUGUUUCCAGGUAUUGGCCUAUUUGUAACGCUCUUUUUUAAAGAUCUACGUCGAAGCUGCACACUGGUGAUGGCUCCAGGAGACAACAGGCCUGACACAGUGGUUUCCUUAUAUUGUUUCAGUAUUUGAUUUAUGUUAGUCUCAACCUACUGCAAUAGUUGAGUUGAAUUCUUAGUUUAGAAGUGCUUACUGAAUAUGUGAGAAAAUGUUGGAUUUGCACCUUGGUCCUCAAAUGAGAUUGACGUGUGUGUGUGUGUGUGUGUGUGAGACAGACUUAACUCCAUCAUUACACACAGACCCCAAAGUUAAAUGCAGACGUUGCACCUUUUGUGUCAUUUGCGGCAGGCGUGUGUUUGUUGUGUAGAGAUACAGAACGAUGAGUUGUUUAGUGGUUGUCUGCUAGUCUGUUCGAUAGAGGAGACAGAGCCAAAAAGUUUAUAAAAUGCAAUAGAAACAUAUCGCUCGCUUGUUAAAGUGCUAACUAUUCUGUAACACAGCCAUAUAUUCAUUUAGUUUCGGGCCUGUUUGUCUUAGCAUGUUAAGCCUUCUCCCUUAAGUUGGUCGUUUUUUGACCCCCCGUUUUUGGCGUCUGUUAACUCCAUGCAGUGCCUGUGUAGAUGACGCUGCUGGCAGCGACUCGGUCUUUCAUAUUCAUCACUAACUGUUCCCACUAUUUCAGUCUACCCUCCUGUCUUUGAGAAUGUGAACCUCGUGUGCUUUGAAACUUAUUCUGACCUUGUGAUUCUGAUGAUUCACAACGACCGAUUCGAUUUAUUUGUUAGUACAUUUGGGCUGAUAUAGAAGGUGUCCCUGUUUGGUUGAUCUGUUUAGACAAGGCUGGUUUCUUGUUCAGGAUUUAGCCACAGUCCACACCUGUGGAUGGAGUCUUAUCCAACAUACACUGUACAGUAUGAGGGAAAGACUUGGAGUGAAAGGGAAAACAUCAAGGGAAAAAAA
Larimichthys crocea (large yellow croaker) is the source of this 3136-nucleotide messenger RNA. It is a transcript of the gene sh3gl1b, whose product is annotated as SH3-domain GRB2-like 1b. Gene Ontology annotation, molecular function: protein binding. The record is from RefSeq and is a predicted model, not a curated record. The coding region runs from base 351 to 1406 and encodes 351 amino acids. Lineage: Eukaryota; Metazoa; Chordata; Actinopteri; Sciaenidae. The transcript is spliced from 9 exons. Gene Ontology annotation, biological process: synaptic vesicle uncoating. Gene Ontology annotation, cellular component: cytoplasm; glutamatergic synapse; presynapse.